AUAUUAUUAAGAGAAGACUCGCCGCCGAAGACUCGCCGCCGAGGAGAAAUUGAGCGCGGAGCAAAAACUUGAGCCGAAGGACAGAGAGAAAUCAUGCAUUACAAGAAAGAACCCUGCAGAAAUUUUCAGCGUGGCAGUUGUCAAUAUGGUGAAAGGUGCAAAUUUCUCCACGUCACUCAGCAACCACAGAAACCGAGUAACUUUGGCUCUGGGAUGCAAACAAGUUCACAGCCACAGCAAAAACCUAAUCCCUUUGGAUUUGGAGUUCAUAGUACUGGUCAAUCUAAAGCAGCUGUUGAUUCUGGAUCCAAACAAAACCAAUAUAAGCUAUAUGAUAACAAAUGGACUCGUUCUUCCACACCUACUGGAAAUGCUCCUUCUCGAAAACCAGACAAUCAGCCCGCAUCAGCUAAUCACAUAUGCACAGAUGGGGAGUCUUGCAAGCGCCAAAUUGCUGAAGAUUUUCAAAAUGAGAGGCCAUUAUGGAAACUGACAUGCUAUGGCCACAGUAAAAGUCAACCUUGUGACAUUGUUGGUGAUGUUAGUUAUGAAGAACUACGGGCGAUUGCAUAUGAUGAAGCCAAACGAGGGAUAAGCUUGCAAUCAAUUGUUGAAAGGGAGAGAAAUUUACUUAAUUCUAAGUUAUCUGAGUUUGAGAGCCUUCUUCAUAAGCCAUAUGUAACACCAUUAAAUCGUGCUUCUGGCAACCAAAGCUCACUGUCGGGAACUAAUUCUCUUUCAGUUCAACCAAGUUCUCAAAAUAGCGGUCCUCCUUCAUUGUCAAGUUUUAGCCAGUUGGGUGCAUCACUUAAUACGGGAUUUGGUGCAAGGCCCUCUAACCCACCUAAUAAUGCUUUUGGCCAGCCAGUUCAAUUUUCAAGCUCCCCUGAAAAUUCGAGUACCUUUGGAGCAACCAAUUUUCCAUCAACAAAUGCUGGUGCAGUUGGAGGUGUAUUUGGUAGCCAAGUUCCUAGCCAAACAUUUGGAAACUCUACCCUAAGUGGUUUCAAUAACAGUGGCAUAACAAAUGCUGGAAGCAAUCUUCUUUCCUCUCCAGCGAUCCCAACAAAGUUCCCCUCAACAGAUGCUGGUGGACAAAUUCUGUCAAAUGCCCAAUUGGUAAAUAAGUUACAGCAGGAAAAUAGUUCUGUGGAUGUCAGCAUUUGGUUGAAAGAGAAAUGGGUUCCUGGAGAGAUACCAGAAGUGGCACCUCCAGAUGCAGUUGUUCAAUAGCCCAUACUUUUGAGGACAACAAUAUAUUAGGUAUUUGUAGUACAUAGGCGAAAUUUAAGUGAAUGAAUUAUGAUCUUCAUCUCACAAACUUCUAAGAGACUGGCGUCUGCUUUUAAAAGAAUGCUAAAUCUUGCAUAUCUAUUGUAAAUUUUUACAUUUUUAUCUUGAAAAGUGUCUUAUCUCAACUUUUGUUUUA
Cucurbita pepo subsp. pepo (vegetable marrow) is the source of this 1429-nucleotide messenger RNA. RefSeq names its product Zinc finger C-x8-C-x5-C-x3-H type family protein. The record is from RefSeq and is a predicted model, not a curated record. Gene Ontology annotation, molecular function: metal ion binding. NCBI's taxonomy places the organism in Eukaryota, Viridiplantae, Streptophyta, Magnoliopsida, Cucurbitales, Cucurbitaceae.